This is a messenger RNA of Cylindrotheca closterium, 1929 nucleotides long. The record is from the annotation of a GenBank genome assembly. Lineage: Eukaryota; Bacillariophyta; Bacillariophyceae; Bacillariales; Bacillariaceae.
AUGCCCACCGUUGCUGUAGAAAAGGAAAAGUUCUUCGCCCAUAUGGGCAGAAGCUACACCGAUGAGGCCUUCGAUGAGCUCUGCUUCGAGUUUGGAAUUGAAUUGGACGAGAUUACAUCGGAACGCGAGGAAGCUCAAAAGUCCACCACUGUGAAACUCAGCGAGCAACAAAUCGCUGCUCUUUCAGACAAGGUUAUCUACAAGAUAGAUGUUCCUGCCAAUAGAUACGAUCUUCUUUGUAUCGAAGGUUUGAGUAGGUCAUUGAAGAUUUUCCUUGGGGACCAGGAGCCUCCUGUCUUCAAGCUUGCUCAGCAGGAACCAGCUGCCACUAUGAAAGUGAAGAAGUCAAACACUGAUACUAUCCGUCCCUUUGUGGUUUGUGCCGUUCUCAAGGAUAUCACCUUUACUCAAGAGCGAUACAAUUCGUUCAUUGAUUUGCAAGAUCAGCUGCACCGAAACCUAUGCCGUCAACGUACUCUGGUGGCAAUUGGUACUCACGAUAUGGAUACUAUUGAGGGGCCCUAUGUUUAUGAUGCAAAGGCUGGAGCUGAAAUUGAAUUCGUUCCUUUGACUCCGAGCGAUCGUAGCUUCAACGCCAAUGACCUUUUGAAUUUUUAUGAAACUGAUGUGUCUGCGAAGCACUUGAAGCCCUACGUUCCUAUCAUCAAAGACUCGCCUUUAUACCCAGUGAUCUCUGAUUCCAAAGACAGAGUUUUGUCACUUCCUCCUCUGAUCAAUGGUGACCACUCCAAAAUUACUUUGAAUACGAAAAACGUUUUCAUUGAAUGUACUGCAACGGACUUGACGAAAGCAAACAUCGUUUUGGACACCAUGGUUACAAUGUUCAGCGAAUACUGCGCUUCCCCUUUUACCGUUCUUCCUGUGAAGAUUGAAUAUGAAGAUGCGGCCGGCAAGACCGUCGACUCUUAUGUGACCCCAACUCUUUCCACUAGACGCGAAACAGCCAAGGUAGAUUUCUGCAAUUCGUUGAUCGGUAUUAAUAUCACUGCACAGGAAAUGCAAACGCUGUGUAAUAAAGUGCAGUUGGGUCCCGCAAAGCUGUUGGAGAAUGAUACUAUCUUGGAAGUUACCGUCCCACCCACACGUUCCGAUAUCUUGCAUCCUGUUGAUAUUGCAGAGGAUAUUGGUAUCGCUUUUGGAUACAACAACAUUGUCAAGCGAGUCCCAGCAACGAAUACAGUUGGAGGAGAAUUCCCCCUGAAUCAGCUUGGAGACUUGCUUCGAGAAGAAAUCGGGCGUGCUGGGUACACCGAGGUCUUGACUCACGGAUUGUGCAGUAUUCAUGACAACUUUGACGCCCUUCAAUGUCCUCAACAGUUGGAAAAAGCUGUAUCGCUUUCCAACCCAGCGAAUAUUGAAUACCAAGUUGUUCGUACUACCUUGCUUCCUGGCCUGUUGAAGACAUUGCAACACAACAAAUCUGCAUCUUUCACCAAUGGCUUCAAAUUGUUCGAAAUCAGUGAUGUUGUUGAAGUGGAUUUGGAGCAUGUUGUCACCGAGACCAGAGUUGGAGCUAAGAACAUCCGAAAGCUUGCUGCAGUCUAUGCCGGCCCAACUUCCGGUUUCGAAAUUAUUCAUGGAUUGGUUGAUCGAAUCAUGACUCUUACUGAGGUUGCUCCAGAAGCAUCGUAUGUCGCCACAUCCACAAAGAAGGAUCAAGCCGAGGAAUCAAGAUAUAGAGUAAGCAAAGAAGGAUGGUAUUACACAGUUGCAGCAAUGCCAGUUGGUGCCUACGAAGAGAAUAUGUACUUCCCCGGACGUGCUGCGGAAGUCAUGUUGACGAAACCAGGAAGUUCGGACAAGAUCCGAUUGGGAACCUUUGGAAUCUUGCACCCAAAUGUUUUGAAGAACUUUGACAUCAACUAUCCUUCGUCGGUUAUGCAGCUAGAUCUUGAACUACUUUUAUAA